UGAGGGUGGGUGUGGAGGGGUCCUUGGUCCGGGCUCAGGGGAGGCGGAAGAUCCCUGGUCCACACCUUGGCAGACUGGGGGGCGCUGAGGUCCGGCGGUGUGGCGUGGAGUGGCCGGGCGUAGUCGGGGUAGAGGAUCUCAGCCUGGGCUAGGGGGCGGCGAACUUUUUCAGAGAGGUCUGAGGAGGCGACCGGGUGUUCACAGUUUCUCUUGGGAUAGCACGGAGGGAGGGGUUCUGGGGAGCCCCCAAUGGCUUUCUUGCCAGGAGCGGUCAGAGGGGACAUACAGAGGGGUUGACCGUGGCUGGAACAGGUGCAUGGCGAGGCGAGGGGCAUGAGGAGGUGGGGAGCGUGAGGGUCCUGCCUCUCCGAGACCGGGACCAGGUGAGGGUCCAGUAAGACUGCUGGAGGGCAAUCAGGCCCCUGUUGGAUUUAGGUCCGUUUCACUUUGCACGUUCUGGGUGUGAGAAUUUAAGAACCUGCAGCGCUCCAAGGAACUGCAGUAGUGCUGUCACCCCUCGGUCUUCUCUCCCCAAGCCCCUACUUGCUUCACCCUCCUUUUCCACCGGUCCCAGGCCCUGUGGAAGGAAAUGCUUUUGCCCUCUCCCAUGGCCUCUGGAACUGCUGGAAACCUUUCCUCUAACCAGAAAGCUUCCCUACCGUUACUCACCAAGGAUUCUUGGCUUGGAGCCUUUCUCCUUUCUCCCAAAUCUUUCCCCGUGCACUUCCCCGCCUGGGGUCUCCUGAAGCAGGACCAGGUGUUCCUAGCUCUGCUGUCUGCAGUUGUCUCCUGCUUGUACUCAUGGCAACGUCAGCUACCAGACCCGGUUCACCUCUCCGGGCUGAGGAUCUUCUGAGUGAUCCAUCCGACGUCCCUGGGCUGAACCAAGUAUCCUCUGAGGUGACCUCCCAGCUCUAUGCCUCCUUGCACCUCAGUCGUCAGGCGGAGGCGACAGCCCGAGCCCAGCUGUAUCUCCCCACCGCCUCCCCACCUCCUCAUGAAAUGUUAGAUGGCUUGGCCCAAGAGCUGAGUCACAGCUUGUCGGUUGGAUUGGAGAACAAUUUGAAGAAACAGGUGAGAGAGGAUGGUUCCAGGCAUAUCUUUGAGAUGGAAAGUGUUCGAGGUCAACUCCAGAGCAUGCUCCAAACCUCACGUGUUACAGCCUAUCGGGAUCCCAUCACUCCAGGUCCUGGCUCAGAAAGGCGAGAAGAGGACUCCUUUGACAGUGACAGCACAGCCACCUUGCUUAACACUCGGCCCCUGCAAGACUUAUCUCCAUCUAGCUCAGCUCAAGCCCUGGAGGAGUUGUUUCCCCGCUACACCAGUCUUCGGCCAGGGCCCCCACUCAAUCCUCCGGAUCUCCAGGGCCUGAGAGAUGCACUGGAUUCCGAGCAUACCCGUCGCAAGCAUUGUGAGCACCAUAUUCAGAGCCUACAGACCCGAGUGCUAGAGCUUCAACAACAGUUAGCUGUGGCUGUGACUGCUGACCGCAAGAAAGAUAUCAUGAUCGAACAAUUGGACAAGACCCUGGCCCGUGUCGUGGAAGGCUGGAACCGUCACGAAGCUGAGCGGGCAGAGGUGCUUCGGGGGCUCCAGGAGGAACGCCAGGCAGCUGAAAUCACCAGAAGCAAGCAGCAGGAGACAGUAACCCACCUUGAGCAAAGCCUUUCCGAGGCUGUGGAGGCCCUGAAUCGUGAGCAGGAAAGUGCCAGACUGCAACAGCGGGAAAAAGAGACGCUGGAGGAGGAGAGGCAAGCUCUGAGCCUGAGCUUGGAGCUGGAGCAGCAGCGGUGCCGGUCUCUGCAGGAGGAACGGGACGAGGCUCGGGCUGGGCAGCUCAGUGAGCAUCGACAGUUGGAGACCCUGAAGCUGGCUCUCGAGGAGGAGCGGCAGGCCUGGGUUCAGCAAGAGCGCCAGAUGGAGGGGCGCUAUGGGGCCCUGCAGGAGGAGGUGCAGGCUCAGUUAGAAAAGGAGAAGGAGAACACCCAGAGGGAGGCCCAGGCAGCGCGGGAGGCCCAGAAGCAGCUAGUGCUGGUGCAGUCAGAGGUGCGACGGCUAGAGGGGGAACUGGAUACAGCUCAGAGAGAGAGAGACGCCCUGCAGCUGGAAAUGAGCUUGGUGCAGGCCCGGUACGAGAGCCAGCGGAUCCAGAUGGAGUCAGAGCUGGCUGUGCAACUGGAGCAGCGGGUGACAGAGCGGCUGGCCCAGGCUCAGGAGAGCAGCCUGCGGCAAGCAGCCUCCCUGCGGGAGCAUCACAGGAAGCAGCUGCAGGACCUGAACGGACAACACCAGCAGGAACUGUCCACCCAGUUGGCCCAGUUUAAGGUGGAGAUGGCUGAGCGAGAGGAAAGGCAGCAGCAGGUGGCCCAGGAGUAUGAGCUCAGACUGGCCCGGGAGCAAGCACGUGUGCGGGACCUGCAGAGUGGACAGCAGCAGCUAGAGGAACAGCGGGCAGAGCUGGUGGAGCGGCUCCAGGCCAUGCUGCACGCCCACUGGGAGGAGGCCAACCAGCUGCUCAGCGCCACCACCUUGCCUCCUAACCCCCCGGUUCCGACCACCAGCCCUGCCAGCCCUGGGCCGCAGGACCUAGAGAAGGGGGAGAGGAAGCUCUGGACUCUGCCUCCCGUGGCCGUGGCCCUGAAACCCGUACUGCAGCAGAGCCGGGAAGCUGGCGAAGAGUUGCCUGGAGGGCCACAGGUUCUUUGCAGCUCCUCCCCAGAUCUCAGCCUCCUGCUGGGCCCCACUUUCCAGAGCCAACACGCCUUCCAGCCCCUGGAGCCAAAGCCAGGCCUCACCUCAUCUUCUGCUGGGGCCUUCCACCCUGACCACAGGCCCGAGCGGCUAUUCCCUGAGGAAGAUCCUGGAUCUGACGGGGAAAGCUUCCUAAAGCAGGGGCUGCCGCCCCCUACCCAGCUCGAGGGCUUCAAGCAUUUUUUGCACCAGCUCCUGGAGACGGUACCCCAGAACAGCGAGGGCCCCCCUGUUGAUCUGCCCCCUAAGUCUGGUCUGGCUGUCCCAUCCUGGGAGGAAGCCCCGCCAGUGCCGCACCUCCCACCCCCUGUUCAUAAAACAAAAGUGCCCCUAGCCAUGGCGUCUAGUCUUUUUCGGGGGCAUGAGCUUCCGUCAAGCCACUCCCAGAGCAGCGGUCCCAGUGGCGGCUCCUCAGAGAGGGGUGGAAAUGGGCCAGCCCCCACAGGACAGCUGAUGGAUGUGUCUCAGCUGCUGCGACUGUACCAGGCACGGGGCUGGGGGGCACUGCCUGCCGAGGACCUGCUGCUCUACCUGAAGAGGCAGGACCAGGGCAGGAUGGACGGCCAAGGGGAUAAUGUCCCCAGAAGGAACACAGACUCCCGCUUGGGUGAGAUCCCCCGGAAAGAGAUCCCCUCCCAGGUGCUCCCUCGCCGCCUGGCUCCAGCCCCUAAGACUGAAAAACCUCCAGCUCGCAGGAAAGGUGGGCACUCUGGCCCCAGUAGCACCAGAAGUCGAGGUGGCAUCUGGAGAUGAGCCCCCUUUGCCCUUCCUACUCUUUUUCUUUUCUUUUUUUUUCUACUCUUUUUCUUUUAAUAAAUACUCGAGAAUCUGUGUUCAAGUCUCUGACUCCUAGGAAUCUGAAAAAAUGGAGAUUUUUCUAGGAAACGACUUUGAAAAGAAACCUCAUUCUGUUUUGAGUAUGGUUUUUUUUAUAUGUUUUGUGUUCCUGUUUUUUAUUCUGUGGAAAAGACAUGAAUGCUUCGAAGAAAAGACCGCCCCUGGCUAGGUUUUGAAGAAAAGACCACCCCUGGCUAGGUUUGAGUAGUUCCACUGAGCUAAGGUUCAGUGUUUCAAGAGUAGAGCACACAGUGAUUAGCUGUGGUUGGUGGAGGAAUUAUGGAUGAUCCUAAUUUUCUUCAUACACUUCUGUAUUUCCACAUUUUCUAAAACAAGUAUGUAUUACUUAAUAAUUGGAAAAAAUCCUGUAAUAAAAGAUAAAUUAUUGUA
This is a messenger RNA of Canis lupus familiaris (dog), 3978 nucleotides long. RefSeq names its product centrobin, centriole duplication and spindle assembly protein (gene CNTROB). Gene Ontology annotation, biological process: mitotic cytokinetic process; centrosome separation; centriole replication. The record is from RefSeq and is a predicted model, not a curated record. Gene Ontology annotation, cellular component: centrosome; centriole. The transcript is spliced from 19 exons. The coding region runs from base 802 to 3504 and encodes 900 amino acids. Lineage: Eukaryota; Metazoa; Chordata; Mammalia; Carnivora; Canidae.